AUGGCGUGCAAGCAGAUUCGCACCGCGGGUCUGUCAGAAGCUGAGAUGGCGGAUCUUCAACGGGAAAUUUACUCCCUGUCGCUUCUGGGCAGCCACGAAAACAUCUUGUCACUCGCACAUGUGUACGCUGAUGAGAAGACCGUGUAUCUUGUAACGGAGCUGUGCAAUGGCGGGGAUCUGUUCGAUCUAGUCGACCGCUCAGGCGACGGCCUGGAUGAGGCGUCUGCAGCGAAGAUCUUCGUUCAGAUCGUCCGCGCCGUGCGAUGGUGCCACGCGCACCGCAUCGUUCACCGCGACAUCAAACCAGAGAACAUCCUUCUCACCAAGUCAAUGACCGUCGCCGCCGGUACAACCGGAUCCUCCUCUGCUUCUAUCGCGGAUAAUCUGUCCGUUCGACUUGCGGAUUUCGGGCUGGCGUUUCAACUGAAGCCAGGGUGCGCGAUGGUUGGGAUCGGUGGGAGCAUGCCCUACGAAGCACCGGAGAUGCUUGCUGAGCAGCCGUAUAACACCAAGGCCGACGUGUGGUCCCUAGGCGUGCUCCUUUACUCCAUGCUUACUUCCACGUGGCCCGCGUUUCCCGGAAACCGGCGUCAGCUAACCCCGAACGACUUCCGGAGCGCGGGGGAAUGGGGGCGGGAUGGGGGAGAGGGAUGGGGGGGAGGAGCGGAGGAAAUAAGAGGGGGUGAGAGGAGGGGGACGGGCGAGGAGUGGGAAGGAGGUGAGGGGGGAGAGGGGGAGGGGGAAGAGGGAAAGGGGGGAAUGGGAAUGGUGCCUUGGGCGCUGGUGCUGGCGGUGGUGAAAGAGGGGGAGGUGCUGGGAGAGAUGGCGGCAGAACAGUGGCUUGGGGAGGAGGGCAAGUGGAGCAUCGUUGCUGGCAUCGAAGCAGCCAAAGCCGCAAUCCGCCUGCUUCUGUUGCACCGUGACAAGUGGCGACUUCUUAUUGGAGGAGGCAGCUCGGAGAAUCCCGGCCCCAGCAAACCCUCCCCUACCCCAUCAACUUCAUCCUCGUUACAAGCCCAGCAGCCGUCCCUCUAUCAGCAGCAGCUGCAUAACACAGCCGGUCCAAUGGGUUACAGCGGUGGUAACAGUGGUAACCGGGGCAUGAAUGGGCAGCAGGCAGCCACGACCAGGGCUUUGGGUGCAUUUCAACGAUGCAUGCACGUCUCAGCAGAGCUCAUUCACAUCUUCCGCCCGUUCCUCUACGUGCUCGCCAUCCGAGCCGCUGCCAGAGCUGCUCGGUCCAGAGCAGGGACAACAACCCUUAAACCUCUGCCAGGGCAGCCGGGUAGGAGAUGGUGGUGGUGGUGGGUGCGAUGGAACCCCUGGCUGCUCUCCCUCUCCCUCGACGCUGUCUCUCUGCUCCUCCAUCGCCUCGCCUCCCGUGCUGCUGCCGCUGCCUCCGCUGCUGCUUCUGCUGCUGCUUCUAAUUGCCCUGCUCCCUUCCCCCCCCUCCAUUGGAAUCUCCAUGUGUGUUCGUUCCAGGCAGUGCCGCUGUGA
This is a messenger RNA of Closterium sp. NIES-65, 1497 nucleotides long. Lineage: Eukaryota; Viridiplantae; Streptophyta; Zygnematophyceae; Desmidiales; Closteriaceae. The record is from the annotation of a GenBank genome assembly.